Messenger RNA from Colletes gigas, 2717 nucleotides. Its product is annotated as threonylcarbamoyladenosine tRNA methylthiotransferase. Gene Ontology annotation, cellular component: endoplasmic reticulum. The transcript is spliced from 3 exons. Bases 151 to 1773 code for a protein of 540 amino acids. Gene Ontology annotation, biological process: tRNA methylthiolation. Lineage: Eukaryota; Metazoa; Arthropoda; Insecta; Hymenoptera; Colletidae. The record is from RefSeq and is a predicted model, not a curated record. Gene Ontology annotation, molecular function: 4 iron, 4 sulfur cluster binding; tRNA (N(6)-L-threonylcarbamoyladenosine(37)-C(2))-methylthiotransferase activity.
CACACAUGUGUUGACAAGCAUUCUAAAACAUAACCUAUACAAUUCUUUCUAACCUCACUUUUUACGUGUUCUACCAUAUUUUAUUAAUGGUUUUAUUAAAUCGUGAGGACGCGAAAAGAAAUUGACGAAAGUAGUUUGAAAAUUUUUAGAAUGCCAGCACCGUGCGUGGACAUUAUCGACGAUAUAGAAGAUUUAAUAUCUUCCCAAGACAUUACGCCGAAAGAACGAUAUAGCACACGAAAAAAUAUUACCAUUCGUUCGAAGCGUAAACAAUUUACACCAGAGUUCCCAGAACCUCCAAUUUUCGACAGCAUCGUGCCAGGGACUCAGACAAUCUAUUUAAAAACCUGGGGAUGCACGCAUAAUAAUUCUGAUAGCGAAUACAUGGCAGGCCAGCUUGCUGCAUACGGAUACAAGUUAACGGAAAAUAGGAACGAGGCAGACUUGUGGGUGUUGAACUCCUGUACAGUGAAGAGUCCUGCGGAGGACCAUUUUAGAAACGAAAUCGAGGCUGGAAAGAAACAGGGAAAGCAUGUUGUGGUUGCUGGAUGCGUACCGCAGGGCGCGCCAAAAUCGUCUUUCUUGCAAGGAUUGAGCAUGAUCGGCGUGCAGCAAAUCGAUCGUGUCGUGGAGGUGGUCGAGGAGACGUUGAAAGGAAACACGGUGCGGUUCCUGCAACAGAAAAAGGAAGCCGGUAAGAAAGUCGGUGGCGUCUCUCUGAGUCUGCCCAAGGUGCGUAGGAACCCGUUGAUCGAGAUCAUCGCUAUAAACACGGGCUGUCUGAAUCAGUGCACUUACUGCAAGACGAAACACGCGAGAGGCGAGCUGGGAAGUUACACGCCGGAACAGAUCAUCGAGAGGGCGACACAGGCGUUCGAAGAGGGUGUCUGCGAAUUGUGGUUAACGUCAGAAGACACGGGCACUUACGGCAGAGAUAUUGGCACCAGUUUGCCGGAAUUGCUAUGGAAACUCGUCCAAGUGGUUCCUGACGGAUGUAUGGUCCGCGUAGGAAUGACCAACCCGCCGUACAUCAUGGAACACCUGGAGGAGAUGAGCAAAAUCCUGAGACACCCGAAGGUCUACAGUUUCCUGCACAUCCCCGUGCAGUCGGGCAGCGACCAGGUGUUGGCAGACAUGAAACGGGAGUACACGCGCGCCAACUUCGAGCACGUCGUGAACUAUCUGCGCGAACGUGUCCCGGGGCUAACCGUGGCCACCGAUAUCAUCUGUGGCUUUCCCACAGAGACGGAGGACGACUUCGAGGAAACGAUGAAGCUCUGCCAGAGGUACAAGUUCCCGAGUUUGUUCAUCAAUCAGUUCUUCCCCAGACCCGGUACGCCUGCUGCCCGAAUGCAAAGCGUGCCCGCGCAACAGGUGAAGAAACGAACGAAAAGAUUGUCGGAGUUCUUUCAAUCCUACUCGCCGUACGAUGGUAAAGUGGGGCUCGUCCAGGACGUGCUAGUCACGGAGGUAUCUCACGAUAAGAAGCAUUACGUUGGACACAACAAAUCCUACGAGCAGGUGUUGGUGCCCCUUAGGAAGGAAUACUUGGGGAAAAUGGUUAAAGUGGAAAUCGUAGAAACGACCAAGUAUUCCAUGAAGGGUGUACCGGUCAGCAAGGGUGUCUCUCCUUCGUUGAAACCGUGUUUACCAAAAGGAACCGUAUCCGGGAUUCCCAUGGAAAUGAAACCAUCGAAAUACAGGAUAGCGGCAAUCAUGGCCAUUUUUCUCGCUGUGAUUCUCAGACUAUUGUGGAAGUUUCUAGUAUUAUAGGAAUAACAAUUUGCUUGUAUUGUAAAUAAAUACAAUUAAAAGGUCACCCUUGUGCCCUAGUUUGUACUUUAAAUAAAAGGAAGGAAACGACGGUAAAUAAUUAGUUAAGUAUAUUUCAAUUGACAAAAUACAGGAACCUGCCCCGAGGGGGCUUACAAAAUUUCGUUAGAACGACACAGAUAUGCUAAUAAUUAUUUUCCAUUCGAACGAUAAUACCAAACAUAAUUUAACUUACUCGAUGCAUUCGAAACUAAUAAAACUAAAAUAAUACAGAAGAAAGAGAGAGCACGGGGGAAGGAGAACAUUGAGCAUUCUCGAAUUAGUACAUGUUUAAAAUAAAAAAAAAAAUCGUAAUUCUAAAAUAAGGGAUAAAAAAAAAAGAGAGAGAACACUUACUAGCUAGGUACUAAAAUAUUCGUAUUCGUAUUCGCUAAAACAAUACAAAACUUCUUAAUUUAUUGCAUUAACUACUCUUUUAUUUGGUAUCAACCUUCUCAAUGUUAAGGAUUUGCUUUCCGUUAAAAUAUAGCUUAAUCUAAAAACGCAUGUGGUUCCUGCCUUAGUAUCUCCUGAGUAUUCAAAUCCGCGGCUGAAAAUAUAUAACAAGUUAAAAGUGACGAAAUAAUUACUCGCAAAUGUUUAAAACGAAUCUCGAAGCCUGCCAAAAAAUCGGAUUUCUUCGCCAAUAAAUAUUUUCUUUUUUUUUUGUGCUGCGUAUAAAAAACGUUUCGUUGAAUUUUGAAAAUAGAAGAACAGAGCUUCGAAGUCGCCAAUAUCAAUAAAAUUGUUCCAGCGAACUGGCAUUUUAAAUUAUUUUUUUUUUCGCUUUACCGUUGUUAUAACUUUUCCAAUCUAUCGUUACUAUAAUACAUAAAGAAGACAUACUAAAACGUUAUUCUUUUAAUGAAUAUAAUUUAUUAUUCGUUCCUCGUCUAACUAUCCGC